GAUCGAACUAUGACCUCUCCCUUGGGGUCUGAUCUAUGGCUUCUGGCAAUAUGAGAUAUUGGAUGCCAGCUCCUCUGCUUUGGCACAGGAGACCAUGUCUACAUGGACCAUCAGUGUCCCUCACCAUACACCUGGUGCUCUUCUUCAGUGCCAGCACUCACACUGUGGAACCAUCACACUCAGUGAGGUGCCGCUCACCCCUGAUGAGUAUGGAUGACUUUAGACCAAAGUUACAGGUGUUUCAUGGUGAUGAACCCACAGAAGAUGGUGGACUUUGGCUACGCUGUGUGUACGGAUCUGUGCCUUCACAUCAGAACAAGAAGAGUCACCGAGAUAACAGCGCUGAGCUAAUUCAGGACUCUUCCCCUGGAUCCUGGAAAACUGAAAAGAGAAAUGUAUUUCACGAGAAUGAUUCAGGGCUGAAACCAACAAUGGAAGCAGAAGCCUUCCUCACCUCGGCGGCUGCAGGCAGCUCGUGGAGUCAUUCCAUAAUUGCUGGGCUGUCCUCAUGGGUGAAGAGGGCUCUCUUUAAACGGGCGGCUUCAUCAAACAAAUCCCAGCGCCAAGAUGCUACAGAGCCAGUGAAUGGCGUCAUAUUCCAAAAGUGUGCGUCUGUAGAAAACCAAGGAGACCUUCAGAUCGCAUCCAUCACCCUGCUCACCCACAGCACAGAUGUGUCAUCUCCCCCAGCAAACAUAUCUAAUCUCGUUCUCCAGGAUAACACUACCGGCCUCGUUGUUAGAGAUGUCACUUCUAACAGCGGCAACUCCUCUGAUGGAACGCAGACGUACCACAAAGAAUUUCUAAAAGCUGGAGACUUUUUCCUUGUAAACUACACCGCGUCGCUGAACAUGAAGAAUGUCAAAGACGGCCUGAAACUUUCAUUACCCGCUCACCUAACGUUCCUGAACUCAUCGCAGGUGCCGGCGUCUGUUAGCUAUGUGGCUAACUUUAUAAUAACCGCAAAACAAAAUGUAAAGGUGUUACCGGAUCAUGGCAUGCAUGGAGUUGGGUUUGUGGUUGCGUUUGUAGCGUCGUUCCUUGUGACGUCCUGCGUUCUUCUUAUACUUUACUAUACAAAACGACUGAAAUGGAAGUUUUUGGGGAAUUUCCAGAAAAUUAAUGGCGAGCAAAGAUUGGACGAAUCACAGAUUAACGCGCGUGAUAAUGUCAACGAAGAUUUCAUAGCGAUGGACAUGAUGAUCGACUUCCUGGCUUUUGAAGAGCCUGAGAACAUGCUCCAAGCUCUGGAUGAUGCAGAAAUAGCGAACCUGACGCAUGUAGAUUCCUAUUUGGAAGCCUGCCGCAUGCGUAUUUACAAAGAUUCGACAGAGAUACUCCUCAGGAACAUGGCGUCUACCUCAACUCUUUCGUCUCAGGGGGAGAAACGGUUAAAUAAUGUUCUGAGUGAGCAUUGGAUGAACCUGGAGAACAGAAUUCAGGAAGAGCGUCAGAGGAAGAUGGUGGCUUUGACCGCCGAAUGUAAUCUGGACACCCGAAAACAAAUGGACAUGCAGUAUCGCAAACAGAAGGCAGCAAGUGACGAGGCUGAAGACCUAAUGAAGCACGUUGGAGAAAAGGUGCUCACAGAUUACAGGCUCGCUCUAGACAAGCUGCACGGAUUAGAACAAGCGGAGAUGAAGAGACUUCUCCUGUGUAAACAAGAAGAAGAGUUUGCAAAGGCCUACAGACAGCUGAGCGUCUCCCACAGAAGCGAGCUGCAUGGGGUCUUCUUCGGUCAGAUGCAGGACUCUCUUUCCAAAGGGAAGAUUAAAUCCGAUGUUCAAAGAGCGCUGAUCGAAAACUAUUUAAAAAUCCAGGAGGAAGAGGAAGAUCUUUUUGAUUUCAUGCAAGCCUAUAAAAAGUAUCUCACGAGCAAAAGGCUUGCCGUUCGAAAGAAUUUGCUCUACAACGUCCAGCUAUGUGACAGCAGAUCCCGCUGCCUGUUAAACACGGCAGCAACGCAAAUAGCCAGUCUUCUCAACAAGACGGAAAGGGCUGGACAUAUAUCUGAGAGCCAAGCAGAGCUUCUGUUACAAAAAGCACAAACUGAAGUCCUGAAGGUGAAGCAAAAAUUGGAAAAUGCAUUGAAAAACGAAAAACGAAAAUUACACCAAAAACUUAGCGCCAAGAGGAAACGUCAUGUCAUACAAAAGCUAAAAGAACAAAAGAAGGAGCAGAUGACAAUACAGGAGGUGUCCAGAACCACCAGUGAAGUGAAGCAUUAUCUGGAGCACUGGAAAAAGCUUUUUAGUGAUCAGUCCCUAGAGCUGGAAGAGAUUUUUGAACAGCAUGACAAUGAGGCUAUAGAAGAACUGAAAUCUCUGGAAACCAACCUGGCUGAGAAAGCGAUUGAAGAUCUUCACCACAUUCAGAAUGCUGUAAUUAUGCAAGAAAUGUCAAAGCUCAAUGUGCCCAGACUGCAUCUCCAACAAGUGCUUGAGGAACACAAGAGAGAGAGCGCUCUCCUGGCUCAGCAGCUGGACAAAGAAGAGUGCGACAAGGCAAAUGAUGCAAGAACAUCUCUGGAGAGCACCAAGAGAAAGCUAGAAGACGAGUUCAAGCUCACAAUGAAAGAACAAAGGAAUCUGAGGCACUGGGAACAUUUGCUCUUCAAGAGGAUCCUUCUGUUACCUCUUUGCCUCUCUAAAGAAGAUAUACACAGAAUAAGACAAGAAUUCCAAUGUGGCUUCUCACAAAUGGACAUCACUUUGGCUCUACCAAAGAUACAGGGUAGACGCUUGCUCCAGACAUACUUGGCCGAAUGGAGGCGCGAGCAGCUACAAAAACUGGACCAACGCUUGGUGGAAAUGGAGAAGGAGUCAUAUUCCAGGAAGAAAGAUGCUCAGGAAAAAACCAUAGAGGCGCUGAAGAAAUCUGUAGAGGAUAAAAUUCUGAUUUAUGAAGCCCAAAUUUCAGACGACAAGAUUAAACAGGCCCGAGCGGAGCUGCUUCUCCAAAGGGUUCAUCGGUUAAAAGCCAGGGAGUAUAAACUGGGGGAAUAUAUAACUUCGAUGCAGUCCCAAAGGACGAACAGCAAGUGGAAGGCCCUGGAAAUCCACACGGCUCUCCUGCAUCUACAGUCCUUGCUCUUGGAAGAGACGUGCCGGUCCCAGAUUGGGGAUAAAUCGGAGUACGAACUCCUUCUGGAGGCUCAGAGUCGCGAAAUCAGGAAAAUCGAUCAGAAUCUGGAGACUUGGAUACAAAAGGACGUAGUUGCUGACAAACAGCCGGAAGCGGAUAAUAUCAGUAUCUCGGCAGACGCCGUUCCCGAUGAGUCCGAUGACCUGCCGCUGUCCGCUGCGCUGCGGGUGGCUCUUAAUAGGCGGAAACAUGUCACCAACCUUUACAGAGACAGAAUGCAAAGAGAAGAGAUGGAAUACGCUGUACUAGAGGAUCAAGAAGAAAAGAUUCAAAUGGAUGCGAUUCUCCAGCUAUACAACCAGAAUAUCAGAUUGACGGCUUAUUUGACUAAACGAGCCAAGCUGCCGGAAGGGAUGCUGCACCGAGUCUUGAACCUGUUGUUGCCUUCCAGCAUGGAGAAUGAAAUCCUCUCUGUUCUUUAUUCAGUGGGUCAUAAAUAUUCAGGCAAUGUUACUGAAACUGACAACAGCGAGGAUGGGGCUGACAGCCGGGGAAGGAGCAAACACCACGAACUGUGGACGGUAAUAGAGAAGAGAUUGAAGGAAGAGUUGGUAACCUCGGAACAAGAGACAAAUGUUUUCACCGGGAGAAAGAAAGGAAGCAUUCUGAAAAAGAAGCGUUUGAGGCCGGUGAAGCGCGUCUCGUUCUCCCACGCAGAGAACUUCUCCAAGCUUCUGCAGUCUUAUGGCCAUUCAGAAGGGUUUGGGAGCGCGGAGAGAAUAGAUUUACCCGACACCGGGGAGAAACUGUUUAUCUUCACAGCUCCAAGCGGCUCUCCCACGUCUUCAACAAAACCUAAGAAGAAGCGCAAUUUCCUCAAUUCCAAAAAAGCUAAUACUAGUCAUGUUUAAUGAGAUGAUGUUUAUAUGCAGUCUUUAGUCACACGCUUAGAGGAAGAUGUAAUGUUACAUUACUUUGAUAAAAGGUGCCCUGAAAGUUAAUAUAACUUCACACCUUUUACAACGUUGGCCCAAUCAAGGGUGUUAACGUCGACUAAAGACUCCAUUUUCUCUUGGGCUGAUAAAACUAUAAGAUUUUUUUAAUUUUAUUUUUGCAGUGUGUUUAAGGAUGAGUUUUUUACAUAAUGUUUCAUUUUAAAUAUCGAUUCAAUAUUUUUAUAAACUGGUAUGUUUGCACUUUUUUGUAUAUAAAAUAUCUAAAAAAAAAUAAUUGUAAGUAUACCCAAACCGUCCAUGAUUAAACUGAAAAGGUACCUUUUU
Molecule: messenger RNA, 4364 nt
Organism: Spea bombifrons (plains spadefoot toad)
Lineage: Eukaryota; Metazoa; Chordata; Amphibia; Anura; Pelobatidae
Gene: EVC2
Product: EvC ciliary complex subunit 2
Exons: 22
Coding region: 36-3995 (1319 amino acids)
Biological process (GO): smoothened signaling pathway
Cellular component (GO): plasma membrane protein complex; ciliary membrane
Source: RefSeq, a predicted model, not a curated record